Closterium sp. NIES-67 is the source of this 1017-nucleotide messenger RNA. The record is from the annotation of a GenBank genome assembly. Lineage: Eukaryota; Viridiplantae; Streptophyta; Zygnematophyceae; Desmidiales; Closteriaceae.
UACACGUUAUGCCUUUUGGCUUAACCAACGCGCCUUCGACGUUCCAGUUAACCAUGAACGAAGUUUUUCGGCCGCUGCUGGAUAAAUGCAUCAUUGUGUACCUCGACGACAUCCUGAUAUACAGCACUACCCGGGAACAGCAUUUGAAGGAUUUGGCAGCGGUCUUCUCUCUUCUGCAGCAGCAUCGACUCAUCACCAAGGGUUCUAAGUGCGAGUUUCUGAAACAAGAACUGGAGUUUUUGGGACACGUUAUUUCCAUCGACGGUGUUAAAUUCGACCCGAAAAAAAUCGCGACCAUACAAGACUGGAAGCCGCCGGCUAGUCUCCGAGAACUUCAAAGUUUCCUGGGGUUUGUGAAUUACGUUCGCCGGUUCAUCCCGAACAUGGCGGGGGUAACUUCCCCUCUCACGGAUCUUCUUAAGAAAGGCAAGUUUUAUGAGUGGGGGGGAGAGCAGCAGGCUGCGUUCGACCAACUCAAACUUUUCCUGACAACACCUCCGGUUCUUCGCAUUGCAGAUCCUCAACGUCCGUUCGAACUCAUCACCGACGCUAGCGACCUGGCUGUUGGUGCAGUACUGUUACAGGACUUCGGCGAAGGCCUCCAACCCAUCGCCUACGAGUCACGCAAGCUGAAUCCGGCCGAGCGAAAUUAUCCUGUCCACAACAAGGAGUUACUCGCCAUCGUUCAUGCUUUCAAGGUUUGGCGCUGCUACCUGACGAGCGCCGAUGCGACAGUCCGAACAGACCACAAAUCGCUACUGUUCAUCCGCGCCCAACCGACACUCAAUCCCCGACAGAUUCGCUGGCUCGAUUAUGUCGAGUCAAAUCUCCACUACAGAGUCACCUACAAACGAGGGGCCAACAACAUCGUCGACGCACUGACCCGCCCUUCAGUCCAUCCCGCCGAAGUCCUAAUCACCCAAGCUAAUCCGCUGCUAACUGGACUAUUCACCCACGGAUACAGUACCGAUCCAUUCUUUACAACUAAUAAAUGAAUAAUAGAACUAGAAUGUGUGA